CGCCUGGCGGGAGCAGAAGGAGAAUAAGAGCGCUGCAGAGACGGGCGCCUCGUCCACCGAGUGACUUUGUGGAACUUGCGCAAGUUUUAGUUCCGAAAGUUUCAGUUUGCUUUUCAGCGGCUCCUCGGCAUUAUCCAUUGUUUUAAGCGCCGACCGGGGAUUCACUGAAAAUGCGGGAUCGAACGAAAGAACUGGGCAACGUGAGUUUGGAGUCAGACCGAGUGAGCUGUGGAGAGCUCGGACGAGGAUGAGGAGGGCAAAGCUCUCAUGAGCAGGUCAGAUGCUACGAGGACAUCAGGGAAGGAUGGAAAGGAGGACAAAGAGGCGUUCUUCCAAAGGGUACAAGACAUUCAGGAGGGAUUAGACACUCUUAGAAAGAAAGUGUCUGAUCUGGAGAAUAAACAAAAAACUGUGCUGGGCGUUGCGCUGCCUGAAGAUGGUAUGAAGAAGGAACUUCAGGUCCUCAGGGAUGAGAUCAAAAUGACAGCGAGUCAAAUCCAGAAAAAACUGAAGAGUAUUGAACCAAAAAAAGAGGAAGCUGAGGAUGGGAAGUAUGUUCCUAUAAAGUUAAGGAUGCAGAGAACCCAGCAUGGAGUCUUGUCUCGGAAGUUUGUGGAGCUCAUGGGGCGGUGUAACACUAUACAGGCUCAAUACCGAGAUCGAAAUGUGGAAAGGAUACAGAGGCAGCUGAAAAUAACGGGAAGCAACGUCACUGACGAGGAGCUGGACAGAAUGCUGGAGAGCGGACAGACAGAUGUCUUUACGCAGAAUAUUCUGAUUGAUGCCAAAGCGACCAAGCAGGCCUUGAAUGAAAUAGAGUCAAGGCAUGAUGAAAUUCUUAAGCUGGAGAGGAGCAUCAGAGACCUUCACGAUAUGUUCCAGUACCUUGCAAUGGAGGUGGAAGCACAGGGGGAAAUGGUAGACCGCAUCGAAGCGAAUAUUUUGCAUUCAUCUGACUACGUGGAAAAAGCUGUAGCAGAAACGGGGGAAGCAGUCGUGAACCAGCGGAAAGCUUACAAGAAGAAGCUGUGGAUAGCACUGUGCUGUGUCAUUCUUGUGAUCAUUUUGGCGAUUGCUCUAGCGUUCUCCCUCGGUUGAGAUACAUUCGUGCCUUCGUCCAUUACUAGGCCUUGCCGAGGGAGAGAGCUGCAGCCUUGGUAACACGCCGUUGACCCCAGGCCUCCUUCGCUAUGUACAGCCACAGUAUAUGUGCACAUAACACCCACUUCCACCUGUGCCUCAUUGUAUACUUGUAAAUGUCAGAAAUUAUCAUGACAAUUGUUGACUAUCCUUUCAUACAUGGUCCUUGGUAAUCACAGAAGGAAGUGAACCUACUUCAAUGAUAAUUUGAUCAUUUAGAGUUAUGGUUCAGCUAGUGACCUUUGCCAGUGUGUGUGGGUUUUUUUUUUUUUUUUUUUUUUU
This is a messenger RNA of Scleropages formosus (Asian bonytongue), 1422 nucleotides long. RefSeq names its product syntaxin 4 (gene stx4). Gene Ontology annotation, cellular component: endomembrane system; plasma membrane; SNARE complex. The record is from RefSeq and is a predicted model, not a curated record. The transcript is spliced from 11 exons. Gene Ontology annotation, molecular function: SNARE binding; SNAP receptor activity. Lineage: Eukaryota; Metazoa; Chordata; Actinopteri; Osteoglossiformes; Osteoglossidae. The coding region runs from base 268 to 1098 and encodes 276 amino acids. Gene Ontology annotation, biological process: vesicle fusion; exocytosis; intracellular protein transport.